GGGAUGCUUUGAUUUGGAUUUCCUGCAUGGCAGAAUGGGGUUGGACUGGAUGGCCCGUGUGGUCUCUUCCAACUCUAUGAUUCUAUGAUUCUUUCCUCAGUUCCUUUUUUCCGCCACAUUAGCUGUUCUAGGGAAUUUCACUUGCUCUUGUUAAUUGAUCACUGGCUUUUUUACUUCGGACCAUUUUUUGACCUCAGUUAUUGCUGACCCCCCCUGUGUUGUUGACCAUCCGGCUCAUCUGAACUCACCUUUGUCUCUUGAUUUCAACUCGUCAAUCUUCCAUGAUGUGUCUGGCGCCGUUUAAAAAAUGCAACGUUUGUGGUGGCAAGGUUCCGGUUCAAGAACCGCACUCUUCUUGCCUUCUGUGACUGGGAAAGAACCAUGACAUGAAUGCCUGCCCACUCUGCAAACCCAUGACCUCACAGGCAAGGAAGAACCGUUAGUCCCGCCUGACUACGGCAAUCCUUCAUGGGGUUCUCAAGCCACAAGAAGAGGCCUCCCGCCCCACUUCAUCCCCUGUGGCCUCGGCCUCUGCACUUUCUGCUCAUGGCAGCCCUUCCAGCGUGACAUCUGCUCCAGGUGCCGUCGCGGCCCAUGGUUCCACGGAACCCAGUGCUGCCAUCCAAGUGGCCCGCGGUUCAGAAAAACCCAGUGCCACCACCAAACCCUCCAGGCGCCCCCAUAAAGUGACUUUGUCUGAGGGUUCAUCUUCCAAGCCGGCUCCCAUUUCCGCCGAGGUGACCGCCCUGAGGGCGGUAAGUCUACUAGUACCGAAGCUUCAGCUUCGAAAUCUUCCUCCGACAAGCGGUACAAGAAAGAGAGGGUGAAGACAUCGGACUCAGGUCUACCCCUACGCCUGAGGAGCGCCCGGAAUCAUCCAAGGCUCCAAAGAAGAAGAGACGCUAUACCAAGGACGCACCCUAGGUCCCCUCUUCCAAGAAGUCCAAGGUGUCGGAGGUGCCUUCGGACCCAAAGACCAGCUCCAAGAAGGAGAAACACCCCACGGACAGCGCCGCUCCUAGUAUGAAGGCAUCCAAGUCCUCGGCAGACCAUAAGAAGUCUUGCAGCUCUCAUCCUGAACCUGAGAGGUCGGGGACUCCUUCUUCGGCUUCACCUCAGGUGUCCAGGUGUCCAUCUUCUUCGGUAUCCAGCCUACCUCAAAUGUCAGGCCUAGCAACUGUCCCCUUUCUUCACUCUGACGAGGAUUCCAGGUCUUCUAGACACCGGUCACCGACACCUGUUCCAUGCACCUUGUGUCCAGCCACUUUCCAGGACGACUCCGAUCACUUUUAUGAUUCCGUGACCAAUUGUUAUUACAUGUCGGUCUCAAGGGAGGCUGUACUCGAACGCUGCCGACAGGCCCAAGCCAUCUGCCACGGUCUCUCGGCCUCCCCCCUCGACCCCGGUCCACCCGGUGUUGAAGCAAGUCCCUGUCACGGAACCAACGCCCGUUCCGGCCCGACAGCCUCAUCAGCAGCUUGUUCAGGUGGACUCUGCCUCAGAUCCUGAGGACCUCCAAUCUUCCGAAGAGCCCUCCGAGGCCAAGAUGUCUCUGCCAGGUUCACCGCAGGAACUACACCACCCUGAACCAGCUUCCCCGAUGUAUGAUGUUCGUUCUAUCAACGAACACAUUAUCAAGAUGGCAAACACCCUGGACAUUGAACUCUCUUACCCGGAAGAUGGGACGAAAUACGAACGGCGUGUGCAUGGUAGGGUUUCCAUGCCACCCUCCAUCCCACUCCUCCUGUCCCUGGAAACUAUUGUAAAACACUCAUGGGACUCUCCGGCCUCCUUGGUGGGAUCCUCUAGGAAGAUAGAGUCCCUUUAUCAGAUCUCACCGUCAUACUGCUCAUGGUUGACUACUCACCUCAAGCAGAAUACGGCAAUCGUGGAGGGAUCUCAGCAAGCCUUUACCCACAAACUUGCUACCUCCUCUGCAGACCGGGAGGCAAAGAAAAUAGACGGUCUAGCCAAGAAGGCGUACUUGGCAUCGGCUUUGGCAGUCAAGGCCAUCAACUAUAAUGCCUGCAUGGGGGCUUAUAUCCAGACCCUAAUGGAGGGAAUAUCACCCUUAAUCCCAGACGUGCCUGAUGCCGUCCAGAGGAAGCUUGUCGAGAUCAGGGAUGAGGCCCAUUCCAUAGGAAAUUGGCUCAUCACCGUCUCCUGCAACGUGGCUGACUGUUCCAGCAGGGCAAUGGCGACAUCAGUUGCCCUUCGAUGCCAUGCUUGGCUCCGGAAUUCUGACCUCAACCCCAACGUGAGAUCUGCCAUUGAGAACAUACCUAUGGACGACUCCGGCCUUUUCCACUCUGAGACGGAUGAACGCCUUAAUCGGAAGUAUAGGAUGAAAGCCGUGGCCAAGAAACAUGGUUAUGUCCUCCUCUUCCGUUUACCAUUCAGGAAGAGGCAGCGCCCGUGGCAAGCUCAGGGGACUCUGGUUCGUGACCAACAACCAAAAGGACGCUUACUUCCACAUUGGAGAUUUCUCACCUUUGCCGUUGUUCCCAAUGUAUACCACUACAAUGUACUCCCCUUUGGCCUCUCCACAGCCCCAAGGGUUUUUACCAAGUGUAUGUCUCCGGUCGUAGCAUACAUACACCAGCAAGGCUUCAGAGUCUUCCCUUAUCUGGAUGAAUGGCUCUUCAUGGCCCCCUCCGUGGGGGAGCUACAGGAAGCAGUCGAGUUUCCCUUGACUCCUCUGGCAUCUCUAGGACUUGUCGUCAACAGGGAGAAGUCUCACCUCAUCCCAUCCACACAGGCCAAGUUCAUCAGGGCCAUCCUCAAUUCCAAAGACUGCAACACCUAUCUCCCUCCAGACUGUUUCCAGGCCCUCUCAUUGGCUGUCGGAACCUGUUUGGCCCACAGAAGGGUAAGGGCCAGGGAAGUUCAGGUAGCCCUAGGACCCAUGGCCUCGACAACGUUUGUUACUCCAUGGGCAAGGCUUCGGUACCGAACGCUCCAGUCAUGGUUCCUGUCGGUCUUCGAUCCCAUGGAGGACCAACCGUCCAAGCGGCUCACCAUCCCGAGACCCAUUGCCUGUUCCCUGUGAUGGUGGCUAGACUCCCGCAACAUCUGCGUCAGCUUGCCCUUUUCCCCACCCCAUCCGGAGAUAAUGCUGACCACGGACGCUUCUUUGGAGGGCUGGGGCGCACACCUGCUCAACCUCCUAGUAAAGGACAGAUGGUCUCCAGACGAACAGUUCCUCCACAUCAACGCACUUGAGAUGCUUGCGGUGGAGAAGGCCCUGAGAGCGUUCAAGUCGAUUGUUGCCAACAAGGUAGUUCUUCUCCGGACAGACAAUACGACCAUUAUGUACUACCUCAACAAACAGGGUGGCACCAGAUCCAAGACUCUGCUGGACAUCACCCUGCGGAUUUGGGAUUGGUGCAUCCCGAGACAGAUUCUACUCCAGGCAAUCCAGGGGAGGACAACAACUUGGCCAACCAGCUCAGCAGAUACUCCACUGCGUGUCACGAAUGGAAACUCCAUCCCGCGACGGUCUGCGACCUCUUCCACCGAUGGGGGACUGCUUGAAUCGACCUUUUCGCGACCUUGCACAACAGCCAUUGUCCCCAGUUCUGCUCCAGGACGCCCACUGACAGAUCCCUCGGAGACGUAUUCGGCCUCACUUGGUCAGGAGAGAUGCUCUACGCCUUUCCUCCGUUUCCACUGAUCACAAGAGUGAUGUCCAAGAUGACAGCAGAUCACUUGGAUGCCAUCCUCAUCACUCCCUGGUGGCCAAGACAGCCGUGGUUUCCAUCCCUGCUGCACCUCUCCAGGAGAGACUUUCUCCGUCUCGAGUUCCGUCCCGACCUUCUCAUGAUUCAGAACGGCUGGGUUCGACAUCUGGAUGUUGGGAACCUGCCAUUGGUGUCUUGGAGACUCUGUCCCUAGCCUCGCUACCUGAACCGGUACGGACUGUGAUCUUGGCUGCCCAGAAGCCUUCCACCCAGAGGUCCUACGCUUCCGAAUGGAAGAAGUUCCUGUUGUUCCUCUCCAAGAGAGGCCUCUCUCCAGCCCAGGUGAUGACUCCGGUGGUGUUGGAGUUCCUGAUGGUGCUUUUGGACACGGGGCUGUGCCUCACAUCCAUUAAGUGCUACCUUUCUGCCUUUUGUUCUCAUUUCCAGUUUGAGGGCAAACCUUCCUUUUUCAGGGACCCUCUUGUGAAGAGUUUCCUGCAGGACUGUGGCAACCUCCAUCCCCCGGCCUCAGUACCGAACCUGGCAUGGAGCUUGGACGCUGUGCUGGUGGCCCUACAAUCCAAGUCCUUUGAACCCAUGGCCACAAUGCACUUGAGACUAUUGACUUGGAAAACUGCUUUCCUUGUGGCCAUCACAUCUGCCCACCGUGCAGGCGAACUCUGUGCCUUGUGAAGGGACCAGCCUUUCCUUAGGUUCCAUAGGGACAAGGUUGUCCUCCAUACCAACAUCACUUUCUUGCCUAAGGUGGUGUCAGCCUUCCAUAUGUGCCAAAACAUUGUUUUGCCAACCCUGGCUUCGAACCCGACUACUGAGGUCGAGCGCAGUCUACAUACCUUGGACGUAAGGAGGGCUUUGGCCUUCUACUUGGACAGGACUGCAGGUUCAAGUUGUUC
Molecule: messenger RNA, 4594 nt
Organism: Sceloporus undulatus (fence lizard)
Lineage: Eukaryota; Metazoa; Chordata; Lepidosauria; Squamata; Phrynosomatidae
Exons: 2
Coding region: 1547-3049 (500 amino acids)
Source: RefSeq, a predicted model, not a curated record